This is a messenger RNA of Amaranthus tricolor (Joseph's coat), 2093 nucleotides long. RefSeq lists its product as uncharacterized. The transcript is spliced from 5 exons. The record is from RefSeq and is a predicted model, not a curated record. The coding region runs from base 122 to 1114 and encodes 330 amino acids. Lineage: Eukaryota; Viridiplantae; Streptophyta; Magnoliopsida; Caryophyllales; Amaranthaceae.
GUAGCAAGUAGCAAGCAGCAAGCAGCAAGCAGCAAGCAGCAGUGUAUCACCUAUCUAACGGUCGAUCUCCUAUACUCAUAAGUCAGGACUUCAGAAUUUGAAGCUCAAAACUUCCAUUAAAAUGAACUCCAAACAACUAGAUUCAAUCCCACCAACAAACCCGGUAAAUCUGACCAAUGACCUAACUCUCUCCCCUCGAAUCAAUCUCCUUCUGUCCAUUUACCGUUCAGAUACCUCUGUAUCUCCAUUAGAUGAAUGGAAAUUAAAGAAUUCCCUCAUCGAUUUCCUAAAAUCUUCCUUCUCUUACCCCAUCAAUCUUCCCGAAGAAGACCUUCUUAUUCGUCGCUUUAAGGACCUCAAAAAGCGUAAACGUGAAGACCCAAUUGCUCUCUGCUCGAUUUUCAUCCGUGAUUUAGGGUUUGUAGUCUCAAGUGCUAAGAAACUCAAAGGUUCGGAUGAUAGUGAGGAUGAAUUGUUGGAGAAGAAGUUUCUGGAUUGGAGGAAUGUUCUGGUCGAGAAGAUGGAUGGGUUGGAAGUUAAUUUAGAAGGGGUUAAGUUUAGGGUUUGUGCUAGUUUGCCAGUAUCUGAUGAUUUUCAGUUGAUGAAAAAGAAUUGGGAGGAAUUCUAUGCUUUUGGUUCAGGAAAUUAUUCAAGGGGUACAAAGAAAGAACCCGAUACAAUUAUAUUGAGAGGUUUGCCAUCAAGAUGGUUUGCCGAGACUCGUGUCUCAUCGAAACCGUCAAUGCUUGUUACUCAUACCAUUUUUUCGACCUUUGGGAAAAUAAGGAAUCUUAAUGUUGCCAAGGACGAUGAUCUAGGUAAGGAUACAAAUGCAGAUGAUGAAGAUCUCAUUUCAGGUUUACAAUGCAAAGUCGUUGUUCAAUUUGAGCAGUACAAGGAGUUUUAUAAUGCCAUGAAGGUUCUAUGCGGUCGUUCAUUGCAAAAGGAUGGAUCACGCAUGAAAGCUGAUUAUGAGGUAACUUGGGAUAAGGACGGAUUUUUUCAAAGUUCAUGGCGUCACACACAAGAUAACAGAAAUGAUGGCCCUAGACAUCGAUCUUACAGUUCUCGUUAUAGUCCUGAGGAUGUACGUUCAAAAAGAUACAAGGAAUAAGAUCUGAUUUCGUACAUCUGAAGAUUGGGUUGAUGAAUAUGCUUAAAUGGAGGGGACGAUGCUGGCUCCUUUAGUAACCAUAGUUGAUGAUCUGUUGUUACGAACUGAAAGUUGAUGCAUCCAUCUUCGUUGACUAAUGAAUGGUUCAUGGUAUCCUAAUUUUUGGCAUGAGUUUCUGGAAAUGUUUGUACUCCACUUCCACAGCUUUUUCAGCAUUGUUCGAGUUCAGACAAAUUUCAUAGUCAUAAAGUAUCAGCAGCCCUGUUUCUGAAAAAAUGUUGGCCUAAGGGCAAAAUGUAAAAUGGCGCCCUUCCAAAUAAUCUCAAAAAAACUUGAGAUAUGCAAAAUUGAUAGGUUUGCCAGUAAAUUAUAAUAUUGCUUUUAUUGUAUAAAUGAUUACAUACUAUUUGAAUUCACAAGUAAAUUUAUGGUUGUGAAUUCGGAUGCUCAGUUGAGUUUUGGGUUGGAUUUCAUAAGUUUCGAUUUUAGUCGUGGUCGGGUUUGGCGGGUAAUCUAGCGAUUUGAUUUAUGUCGGUUCAGUUAUGGGUCAAAAUAUGUUCGGUCUAUAUGGGAUGAAUACCACUUGGAUGUUAUUUGUUUUCAGAUUGAGUUAAUUUCAGAUUGGUAAAAUUUAAUACAAUUUGAAAUUGGUUAUACUGCAAGUCAAAUUGAUUUUGGUUUGGCUAUGAAUCGAGUCAUGUUUGGUUUCAGAUUAACUUCGAGUUAGGUAAUUUAGGAUUUGGCUUACAAUGCUAGGCUUAUAUAUGAGGGGAUUCUGUGUAUACCUCCAGCUAUAGAGUGUCGUACUAGGGAUAAGAGGUAGAUAGCUCCAUUAGGCUUUGAGAUAUGUCUGAUAAUCUAUAUAGAGAGUUGAUCGGUACUCCUUUGGGUGUGCUGUCAUGUAUCAUGUACCAAUUCAUUGAUAUUGCCUUUUUCACAUCAUUCAUGGAGAUGUGACAAUUGGAUACCAACACAUUUC